AUGUUUGCUUUUAAUAGUUCAAGAAAAUUCACAGCCGGCGAAGUAGUUGUCAAUAUUUUAGAAACCCUGUCCCAAGCAAGUCCUUAUCAAAUCCUAAGUCUAGUCACCUACAAAGGCUCCAGUGCAUGUUUUUCUUUCCUAAGUCUUCGCAGUCCCCCGUUGUCCUUUUCUGACCUAACCUUACAGACAGCAGUACCCAUCGACAAACAACUCGAAUGCAAAAUUGAUGACCAUCCAGAUGGGACGGUGAUAUUAAACAUUGUAUCAAAGUAUCAAAUUACAGCACAUGUGAAAUCUGAUACCGAUACUGGGCAAUUUGUUUCUGAAAUAUACAGAGCUCAAGAAGGUUUUCGUGCCAGUGACAAUUUUGAAUGGCUGAAAAGUUAUAGUGAGUCCCCAGAGAGCCCUGAUUUGGCAGUUUUUCGACAUCAAAUCGUCAGGGGGGCUGAUUUUAUAGCACGAGACAUGGCUGCUAAAUAUCAUAUGCAGAUGAAGGAGAAGGAGUACACUUAUAAACAACCUUAUACAAUAUUUGUGGGUACAUGGAAUGUAAACGGUCAACCACCACCCCCAGUUUCACUAUCACCCUGGUUAGCAAGCGAUGUGGAGCCCCCUGAUGUUUACGUGGUUGGUUUUCAGGAACUAGAUUUAUCUAAAGAAGCCUUUCUAUUCAACGAUACCCCCAGAGAAGAAGAAUGGAGUGCAGCUGUAAUGCGAUCUCUACAUCCUGGUGCAGUUUAUGUGAGACUUAAAGUUGUACGGCUGGUAGGAAUUAUGCUGAUAUUAGCCGUUCAGGAAAAACAUAAACAGCAUGUACUUUUAGAAGAAAUAUUUGUGGAUACUGUUGGCACUGGAAUUAUGGGUAAAAUGGGCAACAAAGGAGGAGUAGGUCUACACGUAGAAUUGCACAGAACCACUUUAUGUUUUGUCAAUAGCCACUUGGCAGCUCAUCUUGAGGAAUACGAGAGACGAAACCAAGACUACAAGGAUAUUUGCAGUCGUAUGAGGUUCAAUCAAAAUAUCACCCUGGACCAACACGAUCAAGUCUAUUGGCUAGGAGAUUUGAACUAUCGUAUCACUGAUUUGGAUCCUGAUCAUGUAAAAAUCUUAUUAGAAGCAGAAGACUAUUCAACUUUAUUAGAAGCUGAUCAAUUACGCGUCCAGCAUUCUAAUAAAAAUGUUUUUAAUGGCUAUGAAGAGGGCCAGAUUACCUUUAAACCUACUUAUAAGUAUGAUCCGGGGACUGAUCAAUGGGAUUCUAGUGAGAAAAAUAGGGCUCCAGCCUGGUGUGAUCGUAUUUUAUGGAGGGGCAAUGAUAUUAAACAAAUUGCUUAUAGAAGUCACCCGCAGUUGAGAUGUAGUGAUCACAAGCCUGUCAGUGCACUAUUUGAAUCACAAAUGGUUGUAGUUGAUGAAGCAAAAUAUAGAAAAACACACGAAGACGUUAUGAAGCAAUUGGAUAAAUUAGAAAAUGAAUUUUUGCCUCAGGCAACUGUAGAUAGAACAGAAAUAGAUUUCGGUGACUUAUACUUCAUGGAGCCUCGUUGUCAAGAAUUAACAAUAGCAAAUGUAGGACAAGUGAAUGUUAGAUUUGAAUUUAUUAAAAAAUUAGACGAUACUAGUUUUUGUAAAGAAUGGCUACAUGUAGACCCAUAUACAUAUACAAUUAAACCAGGUGAUAAAUGUGAUGUACGUCUGACUGUGAUGGUUGAUAAAAGGAGCGCUUGUAAAUUAAAUUGUGGCCAGGAUAAACUUUAUGAUAUAUUAGUUUUGCAUUUGCAAAAGGAAGAUAUAUUUAUAACGAUAGCAGGGAAUUAUCAAAGGAGUUGUUUUGGGACUUCUAUAGAAGCUUUGGUGCAGGUCAAUGUUCCUGUACGGGAACUAACACCUAGUAAUCUUAUCGAAUUGGUAAGGGAAAAUGAUAAAUGA
Molecule: messenger RNA, 1929 nt
Organism: Ctenocephalides felis (cat flea)
Lineage: Eukaryota; Metazoa; Arthropoda; Insecta; Siphonaptera; Pulicidae
Product: type II inositol 1,4,5-trisphosphate 5-phosphatase-like
Biological process (GO): phosphatidylinositol dephosphorylation
Cellular component (GO): membrane
Molecular function (GO): phosphatidylinositol-4,5-bisphosphate 5-phosphatase activity; inositol phosphate phosphatase activity
Source: RefSeq, a predicted model, not a curated record